AUGUCCGACAACGAGAUCAGCAUAGAACCCACAUCAGAGUCAAGCCCAUUUCUCACAUUAGCCCCAGAACUUCGCAACAGAAUCUACGAAUACGCCCUCAAUCUCAGUCAAGGCUCCGAAAAGCUCGAUCUCAACCACUCUUUCCGAGGCUCCAACCCUGUAUUUCGCGAGCCAGGUCUAUUGACCACAUGUCGGCAAAUCCGCCACGAAUCGCUCAAGAUAUAUCUCUUGUCCAACAACUUCGCUAUCAAAGUCUUUGACUGCGAAAUAUCCCAGCUCAUCGCCUUCGAACAGAGAUGCUCGGCUCUGGACGUCGCGAAGAAUAUGAGUGUCUCAAUAUGGCCUGCAACAAAAAGUGAAGACUUCGAUUGGAAGGCGCUGUGGGACUGGGCGUUGUAUGUUCAUGCUGGAACGCCUUGGAUUCCUGUGGAGGGAAGUCAACGGAGUGCGUAUAGUCGCAAAGACCGGAUCACUUCGACUGUUUUCACAACAUUAAGAAUUGCGUGGAUGAUGCAGGAUGCACCUAUUGGAAAAGCGAAGGAUGCGUUGAGAGCGCAUUUGUAUUCUGCAUAUCGCAUGCUUUGUGCUGGUAAAGGUCAAGAAGGAUGGAUGGCGCAGAAGGAGGUCUUCGUUUGA
Cercospora beticola is the source of this 636-nucleotide messenger RNA. RefSeq lists its product as uncharacterized. Lineage: Eukaryota; Fungi; Ascomycota; Dothideomycetes; Mycosphaerellales; Mycosphaerellaceae. The record is from RefSeq and is a predicted model, not a curated record.